Molecule: messenger RNA, 1674 nt
Organism: Olea europaea var. sylvestris
Lineage: Eukaryota; Viridiplantae; Streptophyta; Magnoliopsida; Lamiales; Oleaceae
Product: mitogen-activated protein kinase homolog NTF3-like
Exons: 3
Coding region: 369-1487 (372 amino acids)
Biological process (GO): protein phosphorylation; intracellular signal transduction
Cellular component (GO): cytoplasm; nucleus
Molecular function (GO): MAP kinase activity; ATP binding
Source: RefSeq, a predicted model, not a curated record
CAGAUAAAGAAUCGAACAUUUAUUCUGAAAUAUCUUAUUUUUUUCUUGAAAAUCAACUCAUACUAUAUUAUACUACCCUUCUAAUCGGAUUCACUGAAAUUGAAGUAGAAUAUUGAAAGAAAAUGUGAGGGUAAUUUAUCAUUACAGAUCCUUCUGAUCCAAUUCGGUGAAAUUGAAGGGAAAUUGGGUGAAUUGUGCAGAAAUUGCACGGAGUUGAGUAGAAUUAGUCGAUAAUUUGAGUUUCCAACUGAGGGGGAAAAAAGUGGGAUUGGAUGCGGAAUUCUGAUUUACGAGUUGGAAUUGAAGAUAGACAAGGAGCGAUUUAAUAGUGAUAUCAAGGAAAGCAAUUGGUCAAUUUUUGCUGUUGUAUGGCAACUCAUGUUGAGCCUCCGAAUGGGGUGGGAACACCAGGGAAGCAUUACUAUUCCAUGUGGCAAACACUGUUCGAGAUUGAUACGAAGUAUGUGCCAAUCAAGCCUAUUGGUCGAGGGGCGUAUGGUAUUGUCUGCUCGUCUGUCAACAGGGAAACCAGUGAAAAGGUUGCAAUCAAAAAGAUAUAUAAUGCCUUUGAAAACCGCAUUGAUGCACUAAGAACUCUGCGUGAAUUGAAGCUCCUCCGCCAUCUUAGACAUGAAAACAUCAUAGCUCUGAAGGAUGUUAUGCUUCCAAAUCAUAAGAGAAGCUUCAAGGACGUCUACUUGGUUUAUGAGCUUAUGGAUACUGAUUUGCAUCAGAUAAUUAAGUCGUCCCAAACACUGUCGAAUGAUCAUUGUCAGUAUUUCCUAUUCCAGUUACUUAGAGGUCUGAAGUAUCUACACUCAGCAAACAUUCUUCAUCGGGAUUUGAAGCCUGGGAACCUACUUAUCAACGCAAACUGUGAACUGAAAAUAUGCGAUUUUGGGCUAGCACGUACAAGCAGUAGCCAGGGCCAAUUCAUGACUGAAUAUGUGGUCACUCGAUGGUAUCGUGCACCAGAGCUACUUCUCUGCUGUGACAAUUAUGGCACCUCUAUUGAUGUGUGGUCUGUCGGUUGCAUUUUUGCCGAACUUCUUGGUCGAAAACCCAUUUUUCCUGGUACAGAGUGUCUUAACCAGAUUAAACUGAUUAUCAACAUCCUCGGUAGCCAGAGGGAAAAUGAUCUCGAGUUUAUUGAUAACCCAAAGGCGAGAAAGUACAUUAAGUCACUUCCUUACUCCUUCGGAACUCCUUUCUCCCGCCUUUAUCCAAACGCCCAUCCUCUGGCCCUCGAUCUGUUACAGAAGAUGCUUGUCUUCGACCCUACGAAGAGGAUAAGUGUAACAGAAGCACUUCAACACCCAUACAUGUCUCGCCUUUACGAUCCAAGAUGUGACCCUCCCAUUAAUGUUCCAAUCAAUCUCGACAUAGACGAGGAUUUAGACGAAGAUAUGAUUCGAGAAAUGAUGUGGAUGGAAAUUCUUCAUUACCAUCCUGAAGCUUCUGCAGCCAAUAUGGAGGUGAACAAGUAAUGGUUAGUUUCUCCAUUGCUGGUGAUUUGAUCUUUGUUUUUGUAACAUCAGAACUUUAUAUGUAUCUUUGGUUGUCUUUUUAUUUAUUUCUAUAAUCCUUGAAAAACAAUACAUUAGCAGUUUAGGCUGUUAAUGCGCUUUCUCUGUUUAUGAAAGUUGUUUCACUUCUUGGAAACUUUUUGGACAA